AUGGACGACGCUUCGAUGGAAAAUCUCUCUCUGCCGGGAGCCUUCAACAGCUCCCCUACAGAGCAAAUGGAUAUCACCUCCAGCGACGACGUCACCCGCAAUCAUCCAGGACCGUCCCAGACUCCCCAAUCCCCUACAGAGCAAAUGGAUAUCACCUCCAGCGACGACGACGCCCGCAAUCAUCCAGGACCGUCCCAGACUCCCCAAUUACAGUCCCAGAUUCUCAAACCACAAGAAUCGGGCAAGCGAAAAAGGAGUGAUCAUGAAGAGAUAUCGUCGAGAAAGUUAAUUGCAGUCGAGCCUGAGUAUCUUCAAGAACUCGAGUUCGCGGUUGAUGAGUUGACUAAGAAGCUCAAAUCGAAGGAUAAAGAAAUAAAGCGCCUUCAGAGCAUAGAGCCGAGCGUCAACGAUUUGAAAGAUGCUGAAAUUCGACACCUUCGCGUUGUAGAGCAAAAGGUUGAGACUUUGAUUAUUGGAAAGAUAUAUAUAUCCAAAGAGAAAUCGGCGUCUGAUGGGGCAUAUAAGACCUUACAAUCCCAAUUCGAAGACUAUAAACGAGUACGUUUCCCAGGCUUCAUGUUAUCGUACCUGCGUUUAAGCAUCGAACAGGACGUGGAUCGCCAACAUAAAGAAGCAUCCCGUGCUAAAGAGCACGAAAUGUCUGAGCUGGAAGCAAAGUUCAAACAACAAAUCGAAGAACUCCAAAUUCAUCAUGACCGUACGGUGGAGGAAUUAAACAAAAAGGUUGAAUCCCAGUCUCUUCAGAUUUCAUCUCUGGUGGAAGACAGUCUUGAAGAAUCAGAAACUGCGAAAAUAUUGCUAAAUGAACCCGAUGGAGAGGGGUCCAAUAUCUUGGAAGAGGACAUGUCCCAUAUCAAGGAGCUCGAGGAUUUGAAUAUGGCGUUUACGGAGCGAAUAACUGCUUAUGAGGCUCAGAUAGCGAAGCUCAAUGCUGAUUUGGAGGAGCAGAAGGCGGAGUCGUCAAAGCUAACGCGUGCUGUUCAGGAGCUUGAGGGACAGUCUGUCGAUGGUAUCAGCAAGCAGGAGCGUAUCACGGAACUUGAAGCUCUUGUGAGGGCGAAGACGACCGAACUUGAAGAGUUGAAGCACUCUACCUCUCACGCCCAAGACCUUGAAAAUCGCAUCAACGAACUACAGGCUCGUCUUGGGGAGUUCGAAAGAGAACGGGAGGGACAGUCUAUUGAUGGUAUCAGCAAGCAGGAGCGUAUCACGGAACUUGAAGCUCUUGUGAGGGCGAAGACGACCGAACUUGAAGAGUUGAAGCACUCUACCUCUCACGCCCAAGACCUUGAAAAUCGCAUCAACGAACUACAGGGUUCUCUCCAGGAGUCUGACAGCGAAAGGGAGAAAUUGAUUCAAGCACAACAAGUAUCAAGCCAUCGCGAGAAUGUUUUAGCUUCAGAACUCCAAACUGUGCGCGAAAAGCGCAGUGAGCAAAUUAAAACGCUUACUGCCCAAGUGCGACUCCUCGAAAACGAAUUGUCCGGAAAUCAAACUGCACUUAAAGAUCAAGGUCAGGAGCUGGAGAGACUGCGCGCGGCGUCUACCCAGCGUAGGACCGCUGACGAGGCUGAGAUAGCGAAGCUCAAUGCUGAUUUGAAGGCGCUCAAGGAUUCGCAACAGUCAUCCGCUGAUCGUGGUGCCUUGGACGCCGACCACAUUCAAAAGCUUGAAGCUCAGUUGACGGCACAGACAAAUAGGGUUCAACAGCUCGAGAUAAUGAACGCAGCCUCUAUCGAGAAUGCGUCUGCUUACGAGACUCGUGUAAAACAACUUGAGUCUGAUUUGGAGGCGCAGAAGGCGGAGUCGUCAAAGCUGACGCGUGCUGUUCAGGAGCUUGAGGGACAGUCUGUCGAUGGUAUCAGCAAGCAGGAGCGUAUCACGGAACUUGAAGCUCUUGUGAGGGCGAAGACGACCGAACUUGAAGAGUUGAAGCACUCUACCUCUCACGCCCAAGACCUUGAAAAUCGCAUCAACGAACUACAGGGUUGUCUCCAGGAGUCUGACAGCGAAAGGGAGAAAUUGAUUCAAGCACAACAAGUAUCAAGCCAUCGCGAGAAUGUUUUGGCUUCAGAACUCCAAACUAUGCGCGAAAAGCGCAGUGAGCAAAUUAAAACGCUUACUGCCCAAGUGCGACUCCUCGAAAACGAAUUGUCCGGAAAUCAAACUGCACUUAAAGAUCAAGGUCAGGAGCUGGAGAGACUGCGCGCGGCGUCUACCCAGCGUAGGACCGCUGACGAGGCUGAGAUAGCGAAGCUCAAUGCUGAUUUGAAGGCGCUCAAGGAUUCGCAACAGUCAUCCGCUGAUCGUGGUGCCUUGGACGCCGACCACAUUCAAAAGCUUGAAGCUCAGUUGACGGCACAGACAAAUAGGGUUCAACAGCUCGAGAUAAUGAACGCAGCCUCUAUCGAGAAUGCGUCUGCUUACGAGACUCGUGUAAAACAACUUGAGUCUGAUUUGGAGGCGCAGAAGGCGGAGUCGUCAAAGCUGACGCGUGCUGUUCAGGAGCUUGAGGGACAGUCUGUCGAUGGUAUCAGCAAGCAGGAGCGUAUCACGGAACUUGAAGCUCUUGUGAGGGCGAAGACGACCGAACUUGAAGAGUUGAAGCACUCUACCUCUCACGCCCAAGACCUUGAAAAUCGCAUCAACGAACUACAGGGUUGUCUCCAGGAGUCUGACAGCGAAAGGGAGAAAUUGAUUCAAGCACAACAAGUAUCAAGCCAUCGCGAGAAUGUUUUGGCUUCAGAACUCCAAACUAUGCGCGAAAAGCGCAGUGAGCAAAUUAAAACGCUUACUGCCCAAGUGCGACUCCUCGAAAACGAAUUGUCCGGAAAUCAAACUGCACUUAAAGAUCAAGGUCAGGAGCUGGAGAGACUGCGCGCGGCGUCUACCCAGCGUAGGACCGCUGACGAGGCUGAGAUAGCGAAGCUCAAUGCUGAUUUGAAGGCGCUCAAGGAUUCGCAACAGUCAUCCGCUGAUCGUGGUGCCUUGGACGCCGACCACAUUCAAAAGCUUGAAGCUCAGUUGACGGCACAGACAAAUAGGGUUCAACAGCUCGAGAUAAUGAACGCAGCCUCUAUCGAGAAUGCGUCUGCUUACGAGACUCGUGUAAAACAACUUGAGUCUGAUUUGGAGGCGCAGAAGGCGGAGUCGUCAAAGCUGACGCGUGCUGUUCAGGAGCUUGAGGGACAGUCUGUCGAUGGUAUCAGCAAGCAGGAGCGUAUCACGGAACUUGAAGCUCUUGUGAGGGCGAAGACGACCGAACUUGAAGAGUUGAAGCACUCUACCUCUCACGCCCAAGACCUUGAAAAUCGCAUCAACGAACUACAGGCUCGUCUUGGGGAGUUCGAAAGAGAACGGGAGGGACAGUCUAUUGAUGGUAUCAGCAAGCAGGAGCGUAUCACGGAACUUGAAGCUCUUGUGAGGGCGAAGACGACCGAACUUGAAGAGUUGAAGCAUUCUACCUCUCACGCCCAAGACCUUGAAAAUCGCAUCAACGAACUACAGGCUCGUCUCCAGGAGUCUGACAGCGAAAGGGAGAAAUUGAUUCAAGCACAACAAGUAUCAAGCCAUCGCGAGAAUGUUUUAGCUUCAGAACUCCAAACUGUGCGCGAAAAGCGCAGUGAGCAAAUUAAAACGCUUACUGCCCAAGUGCGACUCCUCGAAAACGAAUUGUCCGGAAAUCAAACUGCACUUAAAGAUCAAGGUCAGGAGCUGGAGAGACUGCGCGCGGCGUCUACCCAGCGUAGGACCGCUGACGAGGCUGAGAUAGCGAAGCUCAAUGCUGAUUUGAAGGAUCAGAAGGCGGAGUCGUCAAGGCUAACGCGUGCUGUUCAGGAGCUUGAGGGACAGUUAACUGAUGGUAUCGACAGAGAGAACCGUAUCGUUCAACUCAACAACGAUCUAGACGCGAAGACUGCAGAACUGAAGAAGUCCAGGGAGGAGUCAACCUCUCAUGCCCAGCAACUUGAAAAUCGCAUUGGUGACUUACAGGCUCGUCUCCAGGAGUCUGACAGCAAAAGGGAGAAAUUGAUUCAAGCACAACAAUUAUCAAGCCAUCGCGAGAAUGUUUUCGCUUCAGAACUCCAAACUGUGCGUGAAAAGCGCAGUGAGCAAAUUAAAACGCUUAACGCACGAGUUCGAGACCUCGAAAAGGAGUUGGAACAAGCCGCGACCAACUCUCGCGAUUCACUUAGUAAAGAACGGGAGCGAUACCAACAGAUGUCCGUUGAGUUUCAAAAACAACAAGCAGCGCUAUCUCAAACAACUGAAGAUCUCAGUACUGUCAAGGCCGCUCUUGAAAAAGAAUUUGAGGACCAUGGUAAUACCAAGUCACUGUUGGAGCUUUUACAAAGCGACCUUGUGGACUCUCAAAAAGCCAUCUCAAUUCUUAACAGUCAAUUAGAGGCCACCAUGGCUGACCACAUCGAAUUUGGAGAGGAAGCGCAAGAUUCGGACUCGGCGAUGGACCCGGAUGCACCAGAAAGUACUCCGUCGGCGACUGGAAAAUCUCAAAAAGCGGCGGGCAAACGUCGUCAAAUGUCGAUGAUGCCGGAUACCACCCUAUAUACGCUUAUGAACCAUAGGAACGGCGACCUGCAGGUAAAUAUGGAGCCAGAAAAUUCAGCAGAACGACCCACCUUUUCAAAUUUUUUUAACCAAACGGAAUUUACUCCCACUCUCUCUACCUCUGCGAACCGUUCUUCGCCCGUCCGAGACGGUGACCUGGCCUCUUCUUCCAAUCCAGGGCCAUCAAUACCCAACAGAUUUUCAAAGCCGGGUCACUAUCGAAGAGGUAGAGCUACACAUCAAUCUCCACCUCCACCUUCCAGUGCUAUACCCAGAUCUGGUCGAGACGAUGUGCGAGGAGUCGAGGCUUCGACAGCCUUCCAUGCAGAUACUCCGGCAACGGUCGCUGACCCCUCUGUGGUUCCACCUCACUCUGUAUUCUCUUCGACGCCUCCUGUCACUCCUGUUCCUCCUGUUGCCUCAGUAUCUGCUGCUGAACGUGCUUUUCAAGAAAGAAUAUUGAAUACGCUAAGCACUCUGUCGAGUGAUGUGAGAGGCGUCGUUUCGGACGUGCAAGAACUUCGGUCUAAUGCAAAUACACAACCUGCAACCCCUCGUAGGAGGAUUCCAAACAGGAAACCUUACUCUCCUUACAAGCAAGCUGGUCCUAAUGCCAGCCGGCAGUUACAACAAUAUCUCCUCGGAAUAUCCGAAGAUGACGACAUCUUCAUAAUGGAUUCCAUUCACAUUGCAUCACCAGCCGAAGUAGAUAAGUUCGAGAAUUCGCUACGAGACCCCCCACCAUUGGAACCUCUUCAACUUCACUUCGACCAAGUGAAAGUGAAAUGGAACGCUUAUCUUGCGGACCUCUUUGCUGAACAGUUCUUGCGAUUACACAGCAAUCUUAAUGCUACUGCCGAUCAAAUCAAGGAACACUUCAUGGCAAGAGUGCAAAUGUUUCGUGAGAAAUUGAUUUCCAUCGUUCCAAGGCCAGGAGAAACCAGCGAACAAUGUUUCGAUCGCGUAAGGGAGGAACGUCUAAAUGCCAAUCGCAGGAAGCGGCGCCGCACUAGGCAACGUAAUAAGUUGUAUGUGGACCGUUAUAGUAACUGCAUAGAUGCCGGUCGUCAUGAUAUUGCAGAUGUCGUCUUGACACUUGGCGAAGAUGGAAUGAGCGAAGACGAAACAGACGGAGAAGAUUCCACAGUCGUCCUUUUGACGCAAUGGCGCAACCCAAAGCUCCUGACUCCAUUAAAGAUCGCUGAUAGCCUGCGACCGGCUACAAGCGUCAAUGGAACCAGACGACCAGGUAGCCGACCCCUUAAACGCAGAAGACUACAAUCCGCACGGGAAGGUUAUCAACCAGCUCCAGAUCAGCGUCCAGAAAAUUAUUACUAUUCUUCUUGGCGGGCCUGCUUAUCUCGUUAUGAUAUAGCGCUCUUGAAAAUGAAAGAUGCAAAACCAUUUUUCGGGGAGUAG
Molecule: messenger RNA, 6009 nt
Organism: Psilocybe cubensis
Lineage: Eukaryota; Fungi; Basidiomycota; Agaricomycetes; Agaricales; Agrocybaceae
Exons: 8
Coding region: 1-6009 (2002 amino acids)
Source: RefSeq, a predicted model, not a curated record